Elephantulus edwardii (Cape elephant shrew) is the source of this 1092-nucleotide messenger RNA. It is a transcript of the gene ANKRD33, whose product is annotated as ankyrin repeat domain 33. The coding region runs from base 169 to 1092 and encodes 307 amino acids. Gene Ontology annotation, molecular function: protein binding. The transcript has 4 exons. Lineage: Eukaryota; Metazoa; Chordata; Mammalia; Macroscelidea; Macroscelididae. The record is from RefSeq and is a predicted model, not a curated record. Gene Ontology annotation, biological process: negative regulation of transcription regulatory region DNA binding; negative regulation of transcription by RNA polymerase II.
GAGGCUCCAUCCUGUCCUGGCAAUGAGGCCCUUGUCCCAGGCUGCAGCCUCAAGGCCCUAUAUUGGGCCUGCGCCAGGAAUGACCCUGCACGGCUCCAAGCAGUGCUGGAUGGUGGAGUCACCCCAGAGGAGGCCACCCAGGUGGACAGCAAUGGGAGGACAGGCCUCAUGGUUGCCUGCUAUCACGGCUUCGAGAGCAUCGUGGCCCUGCUCAGCCGCUGCCCAUUCCUCGAUGUGAACCAGCAGGACAAAGAAGGGGACACAGCCCUCAUGCUGGCUGUCCAAGCAGGUCACGUUUCCCUGGUGAGUCUUCUGAUCAACUACUAUGCAGGCCUGGAUCUGGAGCGGCGGGACCAGCGGGGGCUCACGGCUCUGAUGAAGGCCGCCAUGCGGGACCGUGCUGAGUGUGCUGACCUGACCGCAGUGGACCCCGCUCGAAGCAAGACAGCCUUAGAGUGGGCUGUGCUGACAGACAGCUUCAACACCGUGUGCAGGAUCCGGAAGCUGCUGCGGCGGCCCCGAGCCGAGCAACUCAGCCAGCACUACCAGCCCGAAUGGCCAGCCUUGUCCAAGCUCGUGGCCCAGGCCCAGACUCCCCCCUCCCUGCUGGAGAGACUGCAAGCCACCUUGAGCUUCCCCUUCCCCCGGGAUCCUGAGGAGGGAGGUGUCAUGGAUCACUUUGUGACCAUCACAACCAGCCUGGCCAGUCCGUUCCUCACCACUGCCUGCCGUACACUGUGCCCUGAUUGCCCACCUGCACUUGGCACCCGGAGUAUGUCUGUACCAGAACUGUUAGGCACUGCCCCACCCCCUCCCCUGAACCCCCAGUCCUCCCCAGUAGUCCCUAGUCCCCGAGCCCUCAUCCCCUAUCAGAGGCCUCAGGGCAUGUUGAGCCUGUACCCUCAGUGGCUACGGCCUAGAGACAGUGCCAGUCCUCCAGCUCCUAAAAUCCUCCUCUCCAGGGCACCCUGGUCCUUCAGCUGUCACAGGCCUGACCCCAAGCCUGUAGGGCACCGCAGGUUGGCCCCUCCUGUCUGGCACUACCAGGAGCUCCGGAUGGAGAGAAAGAGACAGGAGGAAGAGGAGGCCUGA